GACUGAAGGCCUAAAUGAAGACUGUAAGGAAAAUCGAUUCCAUAUGUGUUCGAUUUAUCGUCCUGCCCUAAGCAAUGGAUAGCAGAGAAAGGGAUUACUUCAAAGUGUAGGCUACAACUUUUGCGGAAUAUGUUUGCCAUUAAGUUUUAUCAUUAAUUUAGUAUGUGUAUUAUCCUACCAUUGACAAAGCAUUGUUAGCCUAUGUCCGCGAGUUUACAUUGAGAGACUGGUGGAUUACAUCAGGACGUGCUUUCUUAGAGUGCUGCUAAUCCUGUGAUCAGAUCACAGCAAGUAAUGUGCACAUUAUGUUAAGGAAGAUGCUGCCCGAACUGCCUUUUACCUCCCGCCGAUCACCUGUGGUUUGUUUACAUGGCUGUGUUGCUUCAAGUCAGUCGCUGGCGUCUGUCAUCGGGAUGGACAUCCUCAAAAAAGGUGGUAAUGCUGCAGAUGCUGCUGUUGCUGUGGCUGCAGCUUUGAAUGUGAUAGAACCCUGUAGCACUGGUUUAGGAGGGGACUGCUUUUGUCUGUACUUUGAUGCACAAACUGGACAUGUGCGUGGACUGAAUGGAAGUGGCCGCUCGCCCAAGGCCCAGACUCUGGAGCUGAUGCAGAGCAGGGGCUUCAAGAAGGGCAGCCCCCCUCCGGCCUUCCACGCCCUAAACAUUACCGUCCCGGGAGCUGCCGCUUGCUGGUGUGACACCAUCCAGCAGUUUGGGAGCAAAAAGCUCUCUCUGGCUGAUAUCCUGGAGCCAGCGUGCGAUUUGGCCAUCGGGGGAUUCCCAGUCGCCGAGGUCACUGCAUACCACUGGGCCAAGUGGACAAAGGCGAUGAGGGACGCUGGCAGGGAACUGGGUGGCGACUUCCUCCCCAACAACCAGCCACCCAAACAUGGCCAGGUGGUCACCAAUCCAGGUCUGGCUCAGACCUUCCAGGAGAUUGCUCGCCGAGGGAAAGCUGGUUUCUAUGAAGGCCGGAUAGCGGAGGCCAUAGUGGAGGUGGUGCGAGAGAACGGCGGUGUAAUGAGCCUGGAGGACCUCAGGAAGCACACCAGCACGCAGAUCACACCCAUCUCCACCGAGUACAAGACAGUGAGACUUUGGGAGGUUCCGCCAAAUGGACAAGGGAUGGCAGCUCUUAUUGCCCUUAAUAUUUUGGAAAAUUUCCCUCUAAAAGGAAUGGAUCACAACAGUGCAGACUACCUCCACCUUCUAGUGGAGGCCUUCAAGCUGAGCCUGGCAGACACCACCCACUUCAAUGCAGACCCUGCCCAGGCCAACGUGCCACUGGAGGGAUUGCUGGCCAAAGACUACAGUCAGCAACGCGCCCGGCUCAUUCAGAUGGACAGAGCCAGGGCUGGUAAAGAGCCCGGGACCCCCAGAGGAAGUGAAACGGUGUAUUUCUCUGUGGUGGACGCGGAGGGCAACGCCUGCUCCUUCGUCAACAGCAACUACAUGGGCUUUGGGACGGGGCUGGUGCCAAAAGGCUGUGGGGUUUCUCUCCACAACAGAGGCGCUCACUUCUCCCUGGAUGCCAAUCACGCCAACUGCAUGGGCCCUGAGAAGAGGCCCUACCAGACCAUCAUCCCAGCCCUGCUGACCGAGGCCGGCUCCAACAGACUGCUCUGCUCGUUUGGGGUGAUGGGAGCCUUCAUGCAGCCCCAGGGGCAUGUUCAGGUGUUGCUCAACAUGCUGGAGUUUGGGAUGAACCCCCAGCAGGCCCUAGACGCCCCACGUGUGUUUGUCCAGUACGAUGAAGCCUCCCAGCACUGGCAGCUGAGCGUGGAGGCCGGUGUGGAGGAGGGCGUGGCCGAGGAGCUGAAGAGGCGGGGCCACGCUGUGCGCGGGCCAGUAGCGGGCCACGACCGGGCCCAGUUCGGCAGGGGUCAGGUCAUCAGCGUCGGAGCCUGGUGGGACCCUGCCGCCCAGCCCUCUGACCCCUCUCCCAGAGUGCUCUGGGCCGGCUCCGACCCCAGGGCUGACGGCUGCGCCGUGGGCUUCUAGAUUUGCGUUCACAUGGAGAGGCUUAACCCUGGAGAGUUUAUGCUCCAGAGAGGUCAUGUGCACCAACAAUAUGCUCCACAGUGCUGGUCAUCCAUGCUCUGCACCCAACUGUGUGCAUUUUGUGACCUUUAUAAGGAAUGAAUGGGAUGUGUACCGGUAGUUACGCUGCAGUAUUAUACACUAAAUUACAGACACUUUUGUAAAAGAAUCAUAACAUUUUAAAUAAAAGUACUGAAUAAACUGAUAAAGAAAUUAAGUUUUAGGAGAAAAAGUCAGAUCAUUUGUAUUCUGUGUGGUGAUCAAGUUUGAUGUUAGACUUUUCAAAGCUAUUUUUAAGUAUAAUGAUCCAUUUAUCAAAUGUACUUUUACAAUGGAAUAUAAAUGAUUUCAUACGACAAAUGUUGGUUAUGUCUUUCUCUGAAUGGCAUGAUUUCUCAAGAACCCAUGCAUAAUCUUCCCUGCUAUUUUUGAGAUGACAUUUAAAAAGAAAGAUUCUUUGAAGACAAAUAAAGC
Messenger RNA from Sardina pilchardus (European sardine), 2513 nucleotides. Its product is annotated as glutathione hydrolase-like YwrD proenzyme. The transcript is spliced from 11 exons. Gene Ontology annotation, molecular function: glutathione gamma-glutamate hydrolase. Lineage: Eukaryota; Metazoa; Chordata; Actinopteri; Clupeiformes; Clupeidae. The coding region runs from base 306 to 2000 and encodes 564 amino acids. The record is from RefSeq and is a predicted model, not a curated record. Gene Ontology annotation, biological process: glutathione catabolic process.